Messenger RNA from Hemiscyllium ocellatum (epaulette shark), 2148 nucleotides. It is a transcript of the gene cbfa2t3, whose product is annotated as CBFA2/RUNX1 partner transcriptional co-repressor 3. Gene Ontology annotation, cellular component: nucleus. The record is from RefSeq and is a predicted model, not a curated record. Gene Ontology annotation, biological process: DNA-templated transcription; negative regulation of DNA-templated transcription. Bases 1 to 2148 code for a protein of 715 amino acids. Lineage: Eukaryota; Metazoa; Chordata; Chondrichthyes; Orectolobiformes; Hemiscylliidae. Gene Ontology annotation, molecular function: transcription corepressor activity. The transcript has 12 exons.
AUGGGCGGGGCCGGGGUUGGGGCGGGACGAUGGGCGGGGGCGGGCCGGGGUUGGGGCCGGGCCGGGGCCGGAGUUGGGCGGGACCGUGGGCGGGGCCGGAGUUGGGGCGGGACGAUGGGCGGGGCCGGGGUUGGGGCCGGGCCGGGGGCGGGGCCGGAGUUGGAGCGGGGCCGGGGUGGGGUCGGGCCGGGGGUGGGGCCGGAGUUGGGCGGGGCCGAGCCGGGGGCGGGGCCGGGGGCAGGGCCGGAGUUGGGCGGGACCGUGGGCGAGUCCGGAGUUGGGGCGGGACGAUGGGCGGGGCCGGGCCGGGGGCGGGGCCGGAGUUGGGCGGGACCGUGGGCGGGGCCGGGGUUGGGCGGGACCGUGGGCGGGGCCAGUCCAUCAGUGGACAAGGACUGCCUGACAUCAGCCACACCACUGCAGAGAUCAGACUCGUUCUUUGGGGCCACAUUCUCCUGGCAGUCCCAGCAGAUGUGUAUUGAAACAGGGAUGAAUGGGAACAGUCAAUCUCCGACUGCAAUCAGUGGAGCUCUGUCUACCCUGAAUGGCUUCAGCAAUGGUCCUGCCACCUCAACCAGCUCCUCUCUCACCAAUCAACAGCUGCCUCCUCCCUGUGGAUCCAGGCAACUCUGCAAACUGAAGCGAUUCUUGACCACACUACAGCAGUUCGCCAGUGAUCUAUCCCCAGAGGUUGGAGAGUAUGUGAGGAACUUAGUGUUGGGACUUGUGAAUUCCACCUGGACCAUUGAGGAAUUCCAUUCGAAGCUUCAGGAAGCAACAAACUUUCCUCUGAGACCCUUUGUCAUUCCAUUUCUAAAGGCCAAUCUGCCACUGUUACAACAGGAACUGAUCCACUGCACUCGACUGACAAAGCAAACACCAGAUCAGUACUUGGCCCAACACGAAACAUUACUCCUCCAAGCCAGUAGCUCCUCAUCCAUUGACACCUCGGAAAGCGUGCUGGAAGUAAAUGAAAACGGGAAACGAAAACCUUCUGCCAGGACCAGUGAAAAUGGGGUGGUUUGUGCUGCAUUACCCUCACAGCAGCUCAGUAAAAGGCCAUGUAAGCUCAGUCCAGGACACGGUUUCCAUCCCAGGAUUGGGCUCAUUAACCAACCAAAUGCACUCCCACAUCAGACAGCAUCAGCACCUCAACAUUACUGCCUGGAAGAUCUAGCUGUGGCUCACCAACACAAGGACUUACACAGCCAUCCAGGAAACAGGGACCUCAGGGAUCAACAACUGACUACAGCUCCAAGAUUAAACAGAUCCCAACAAGAAGAUGUAAUUGGUCAUCGUUUGACGGACAGGGAGUGGGCAGAGGAAUGGAAGAACCUGGAUAAUCUCCUGAAUUGUAUCAUGGAUAUGGUGGAGAAGACCCGGCACUCUCUGAUGGUGCUGCGCCAUUGCCAGGAAGCUGAUCGGGUAGAACUUCAUCACUGGAUCUGUUGCUAUGGAAACGCUGAUGAUAUGAGAACAGAAGUACAUGGACAGAUUGCACAGAGAUACAGUUAUAUACAGGAAGAGAUUUGGAAAAAGGCUGAACAGGCAGUAAAUGAGAUAAAGCGACAGGCAAUGAUCGAGCUGAAGCAAGCCAUAUUGGAAGCAGAACACGUGGCCCAGGAGAUGAUCACUGCUGAGCGAGUGAAGACAGAGCAUGCUCUGGCUGAGGCAAAACGACGUGCCUCUGAGGCCACCCAGUCUGUCAGCAAGCAGCAAAAGGCAUCCAGUCAGGGCUGUUGGAAUUGUGGUCGGAAGGCGAGUGAAACCUGCAGUGGCUGCAAUGUGGCACAGUACUGUGGCUCCAGCUGUCAGCACAAAGACUGGGAGAAGCAUCACUGCAUCUGUGGGCCCAACGUACAGCGCCUGCAACCAACCAACACUGCCCACGGCCACAACGCACUGACCACCUCCCCAUCUCCCUCAGUAACCUCCAGCAGGGACAAUCCUGUGACCCCCUCCCCAUCUCCCUCAGUAACUUCUGGGAGGGAAAAUCCUGUGACCCCCUCCCCAUCUCCCUCAGUAACCUCCGGGAGAGACAAUCCUGUGACCCCCUCCCCAUCUCCCUCAGUAACCUCCGGGAGAGACAAUCCUGUGACCCCCUCCCCAUCUCCCUCAAGAAAGGAACAGAAAGAUGAAGAAAUGUGA